ACGACCACAUACGUCACGGCGACCUGUAUUAUCUUUAGACCUGUAUCUGGUCGGUCUAAACCUAAUACAUUCACAUUAUCUCCAGUCGACGUGGCCACAUGGCCUUGGAAGCCCUCUACACAAGCGCACAAUAACACGAGGGAAUAACCCAGCUACUGCAGUGAGGUGACCAAACUGCGCGGACGGUGAAGAUUAUUAUAAGUUCCACUGACCACUGAUGACCUGAUGCUUUGAGCAAAUGAGGACGCAAGCAAUAGCAGUCAGAUUUUGUCGUUAACAGACAAACGGAUUAAGACGGAUCAUUCCAAAUCGGAUGCCAUUUCAUGUGUUUGUGGUGACUUUCAACAACUGCCUUUGUGAUUCAGGACUGAGGUGGUGAUCAGUUUUAUUUCAAAAUGGCGUUGCGAUUGUCCGGUUUGGCGCAGGUGCAGCUGUGGAUUGGCAUCACCAUUGGACUUGUUGUCGCCUUUCUGGUCACUAGCAUUAGUCGAGUAUCUCCUAUCACCAGUUUCGGGUUCAGUUCGGAGCAGCUGAAUCCCAGACACAUCGGACAAACAGUCAACACCAUGACUGCCGGGACGGCCGGUGUACCUGCUUCUGGUCCAAAGGGAGAGAAUCUUCAUGAAGAGUUUGAAAAACACGUUGAAAAACACAAGGCCGGGAACGUCAAAUUUGAAGAUAAACACGUACAUCACGAUGAUGACACAAUCGCCAAGUCCCUGUUUGAGAAGGAGCGCGUGCUUUGCUGGAUAAUGACGUCACCACAGAACCUAGAGUCAAAAGCACGUGUAGUUCGCGAUACGUGGGCUAAACGUUGCAACAAGGUUAUUUUCAUCAGUUCCACAACAGAUCCGAAGUUUCCAACAGUUGGCUUAAAGGUCGCUGAAGGCCGGGAACAUCUAACAGCCAAAACAAUACAAGCCUUUCGGUAUAUUUACGAGAAACAUAUAGACGACGCCGAUUGGUUCAUGAAGGCUGACGAUGAUACCUAUGUUAUAUUAGAGAACCUCCGAUACUUCUUAUCGUCGCAGAAGAAGACGGAUCCUGUAUAUUUUGGCCACCAUUUUAAGACAAUCGUUAAACAGGGUUACUACAGCGGCGGAGGGGGGUAUGUGCUGAGUAAGGAGGCGUUGAAAAGAUACGGGGAAAAAGGUCACGACCCAAAAAUAUGUCGACAAGAUGGCGGCGCUGAGGACGCAGAGUUCGGCAAAUGUAUGGAGAAUCUAGGGGUGAAGACAGUCAACUCUACAGACGCCCUGGGGAGGAGCAGAUUCCACUGUUUCGACCCUGAGACCCACCUGUUUGGAGGCUACCCUGACUGGUAUUACCAAUACGACGCCAAUGGGGCCCAAAAGGGAACAGAGAGCAUCUCCGACUACGCCAUAUCCUUCCACUACGUGCCCCCACAGAAGAUGUACGCUCUGGAGUUUUACAUCUACCACUUACGACCGUAUGGCAUUGUGUCCGGCACUCAAGAUCUCAACAAAAAACACGUGAAACCCGGAACUCAAGCUCACUAGACAUGCGUACUGGUACCCGAAAGUCAAGAGAGACAUGCGUAGUGGAAAGACAUUAUUACUGUGAUCUGUGAAAUAUGUUGAAAUCAAUAACGCUUCUCACUGUGAUUUAGUCUACUGGUGCCAGAAUCUGGUACAUUUCUGUAUUACUCGCUGGUGCUAGUGUGAUGGAAGACUGGCUGCACACAGCAUGUGUGAAGUAGUUUCUCCAUUAUACCAAACCAAUGAAACUAGUCAAAUGUCUGGAACUAAAUGCCACUUUGUACAGCAUCAUGUUCAGAGAGAUCUGGACACUGGAGGAUGAUUGGGCAACUGGUCAGUGCUGGACAGAUUGACGUAAGCGUCAGUGUAUUAUAAUUGCUGACUCGGUCAAAUCCCGAGAAUGGUAACUUCAAACCUCAUUUCAACAAUGUCACGAGAAACCCGUUCACCUCAAGUUCACUAGUCAUGAGUACUGGUACUCUGAAGUCAAGAGAGACAUGCGUUUCUUUGCAAUUAUAACCAAAAAAUAACCAUUUCAACAAUGACCAAAUAUUGAAUCACGGGGUCCAACAUGAGGUUAUUCGCUGUGUGGUCGAACCACACCCAGUGCGUAACCCUCUAACGUCAUGUACGUGCCUUCUGUUCAUGAAAAGAAGCCGAUGUAUGUAUUUUCAAUAUUGUCUCAUCGAAUGCCCUUGCAAACACUUGAGGCCUUAUCUGAGUCAUGGCACAGCAAGUAGUUACACACGGGGUUACAUCCAUGUAUGUGUUAACUAGAAGUUUGCUGUUUAGACAAACAAUCAUAAUUAUAUAUGGUAUUACCGUAUAUCCUCUGUUAGGAUGUCUGCAACUUAUAUUUUCGUGCAACCCGCUGACCGAACGCAUAUGGAGACCCAGCGACUGUUCCUUCUAAGACGCCGGAACUGUCACAUAGGGCUGACAGCAACGUUAUUUAAAUAAAUAAUGUGAAAAAUAUUAAAUGUAUAUGUCCGGUGAUGGGGUUCACUAUUUAAUGGCGGAAAGAAUCGUUAAAGUCGGAGUUACGGAGUCGUCUAAUUUGUGAAGAUAGCCACAAGUCAUGAUGAGCAAAUACUGAUGCUUAACCUGAGUUUCACAGAAAUCUGGCCAUGAAACUCGACGUGGGCGUAAACCAGAAGCACAUACUGUUUAUAAUGUUAAUUUAUGUGUGAUAAAAUAAAUCCUUGAUGGCAUAUUGUCCUCACCUCUGACGUUUUACGAUGUAUUUUAACAUCAGGACUUGAAUACUUAAAUUCACUGUUAUUUUCGAAGGAGUGAGCGAGUUUAGUUUUACGCCGUUUUUAGCAAUAUUCCAGCAAUAACACGGCCGGGGACACCAGAAAUGGGCUUAACGCACUGUAGAAAUGUGGGGAAUCGAUAUUUUCGAAGGACAACCCCGUCAAGUCAGCAAUUGCAUAUUAUAUAUAGGAACUGGUUUAUAUACAUGCAGUUUAUUAUAUCAGAUGGACUGGGUUCAACGUUGCCUUCAAGGCCUUUGCUCAUGUAUCGUAAAAUACUUUGUUUUGUUUGAUCGUUGAAUGUGAGAAACAAAACACUUGUUUGUUGAAUUGCAUUUAUUAUUGCCACAAUGUUAUCGACAUCCUAUCAUGAUAAUUGAAACAAACACGGCCAUUGUAUGGUGAGGGGGAAAUGUAUCAAGUGAUGAGAUAAUAGUCUGAAAAUUAGGAACUGUCAGUUAAAUGCAUACCGAACAAAACAAGUGAAUGAAUCAUGAGUAUAUGCUGGGAUAUCACACACACUUUUCUGCUUAAUCUUCGGUGCAAAUAUAAUAACGUCCAAACUAUUCAAGAUCUCUAAGCUACUUUGGUUGUGUGUAUGUUUCAAAGGGCACGUACUUCAGUUUGGUCGUAUGAAGAUAUUGGUGUGAUUUCUUUGUGCGAGCUACGAGAUGACAUUAAUUGAAUGAAUUUACACAUUGACGUAAACAGUGUAUUUUUGAAAUAAAUCAGAUAAUAUUUUGGCA
This is a messenger RNA of Haliotis rubra (blacklip abalone), 3501 nucleotides long. RefSeq names its product glycoprotein-N-acetylgalactosamine 3-beta-galactosyltransferase 1-B-like. Lineage: Eukaryota; Metazoa; Mollusca; Gastropoda; Lepetellida; Haliotidae. Gene Ontology annotation, cellular component: membrane. The transcript is spliced from 4 exons. Bases 396 to 1520 code for a protein of 374 amino acids. Gene Ontology annotation, molecular function: N-acetylgalactosaminide beta-1,3-galactosyltransferase activity. The record is from RefSeq and is a predicted model, not a curated record.